AGCCACUUUCUCUGCCAGGACAAAGGAAUCUCUAUAGGACUUGCUGAAUUCUUUAGAGAAACAGGUUUAACAAUGGCAGAAGUUCAUGAAUUAAACCUUAAAUCAAUCGACAGUUACAGUGAAAACGAAGAAUUUUAUGCUGAACGUUCCUGUGAAAUGAAGACCAGCAAGAAGCAUUUCAAUUGGACCCCCCAUUGUACAAGUUGGUCAACAUGCAGAUCUGAAAUAGAGACGGAGAUAAGAAAGCCGGAGAAGACGCUGCAAUCCUUUAAGAAGGCGAUAAUGCUAGUGGUGGUUGUGGAAAAGCUGAAGAGAGGGAAAGGUUGCGACAAAUUAUCCUUUUUCGAUGACAGUGACCUGCUGGAUCAGAUCCUAGUGGAGGAAGAAAUCUCGUUAAACAACAUAGAAGAAACAUAUGCGCCCCGACCCAAACUGCGACGUAGAAACACAAUUGUCCAUAUUAUUCGAGACUGCAGACAGAAGUGUCUGGCACUGCAAGAAUUCCCAGGCAGCGCUCACCUUGUGGCCUUGUUUUUACAAGGCAAGAAUCUUGAGCAACAAGUUAAGAUAAAUGUGGGCACCUACAUUUCUGCUCCUCUGGUGGAAAAGAGACUUCCAGUCACGUUGGGUAUUGCCGGUGGCAAUCUUUUUUUAUCUUGCGUGCCUGAAGAAGGUACAGCCAGUACUCCAGUAUUAUCUCUGACGGAGGUCACCAACAUUCGAGGGAAAAAGAAUGAUGACUUGCUACCCUUCCUCUUCUACAAGACACAAAACACCAGUCACAACACCACCUUUGAAUCAGUGGCUUUCCCAGGAUGGUAUAUUAGCACGUCCCAGCAGGAGCAUCAGUUUGUGCAAAUGAAGCCACAAAACGAUCAAGUGUUUCUUAGGGAUUUUGAUGUUACUCCAGAAGGUAUCUGAGAUCCAACCACUUCUAUGUAUGUACUAUGUACAGCGCAGGAGCCAGUGUCACUUCUGUUACACAUCUAACAUGAGUUGUCCUUCAGAUGUUCAGUCAUUGGUCAGAUGUAACAGAAUUUGUUUUAUUGUAAUUACUUUCAUAAAGUUCAGAUUCUCGUGCAGAGAACAAAAACCAGGCUAUGUCAAGAGUUAUAUAUUAUAUAUAGUUUAUUUAUUUAUUUAUCAUUUACAUAUACGACGUUGGCAUAUUCUCUUAUUGUUUAUGUCUAUAUUUUAUACAUGUUUUAGUCUCUAUUUAAUAUAGCAAUGGCAAAUGGUUGCUUUGA
Messenger RNA from Pseudophryne corroboree (corroboree frog), 1247 nucleotides. Its product is annotated as interleukin-1 beta-like. Gene Ontology annotation, biological process: cytokine-mediated signaling pathway; inflammatory response; positive regulation of gene expression. The coding region runs from base 73 to 921 and encodes 282 amino acids. The transcript has 7 exons. Lineage: Eukaryota; Metazoa; Chordata; Amphibia; Anura; Myobatrachidae. The record is from RefSeq and is a predicted model, not a curated record. Gene Ontology annotation, molecular function: cytokine activity; interleukin-1 receptor binding.